GAAGGCACGCCAAGCCCAAGGCCGGACCGACCCGCCCCCCUAAAAUCCCAAUCCCUUCUCCCGUCCCUCUUCCCUUCUCCAUCCCAUCCCCUUCCUCAACGAGCGAACGAAUCCAAUCCCCCUCGCCCACGCAUCUCGCCCCGCCCUGCCCCCCCUCCCCUUUCCCUUCCCCCGCAAGCAACGACGGGCGGAGAGCGGCGCGGGGAUCGACGUCCGGCGGCGGCGAUGAGGUCGACGGACUCCUCGUCGCGGUUCGUGCAGGAGCUGGUGCUGUACGCGGCGAGCGCGGCGCUCAGCUGCCUCGUCCUCUUCGCCGGCCUCCGCCAGCUCGACCCCAACCGCGAGUCCUCCAAGAAGGCGCUCCAGCACAAGAAGGAGAUCGCCAAGCGCCUCGGCAGGCCCCUCAUCUCCACCACCCCCUACGAGGAUGUGAUUGCGUGCGACGUCAUCAACCCCGACGAGAUCGACGUCGAGUUCGAGUCCGUCGGCGGCCUCGACGAGGUCAAGCAGGCGCUCUACGAGCUCGUCAUCCUGCCCCUGCGCCGCCCGGAGCUCUUCGUCUACGGCAAGCUCCUCAGCCCUCAGAAGGGGGUGCUCCUCUACGGCCCGCCCGGGACCGGCAAGACCAUGCUGGCCAAGGCCAUCGCCAAGGAGUCGGGCGCCGUCUUCAUCAACGUCAGGAUAUCCAAUCUCAUGAGCAAGUGGUUCGGCGACGCCCAGAAGCUCGUGUCUGCCGUGUUUAGUCUCGCCAACAAGCUCCAGCCCGCCAUUAUCUUCAUCGACGAGGUUGAUAGUUUCUUGGGACAGCGCCGGAACACAGACCAUGAAGCUUUGACUAAUAUGAAGACAGAGUUCAUGUCUCUAUGGGACGGUUUCACCACCGAUCAGAAUGCUCGUGUGAUGGUGCUUGCUGCUACAAACAGACCUUCUGAGCUAGAUGAGGCCAUCCUCAGGCGCUUCACGCAGAUAUUUGAAAUUGGGGUUCCUUCUCGCAGUGAAAGAAGCAAGAUACUUGAGGUUAUAUUGAAGGGAGAAAAUAUCGAGUCUAACAUUGAUUACGAUUACAUUGCCAGUUUAUGUGAGGGCUUUACUGGGUCAGACAUCCUAGAACUGUGCAAGCAGGCUGCAUUCUAUCCUAUCAGGGAGAUUUUGAACAGCGAGAAAGAUGGGACAAGAGCCAAUAGUCCAAGACCCUUGAGGCAAUCGGACCUGGAGAAAGCUUUGUCAACAUCUAGAAAGGGAAAGAAGGCCGCAAGCAGUGCGGCGUCAGGUCUCCAGUCGCCUGAGUGGAUCCGGCCGUCGGAUCCUGAAGAUGACCAGGUACAGAGCGCAAUCUUUGAGAUAUCUAAGCUGAUGUCUCGAAUAGUUCAGAACAGUCAGUCGGAACCGCAGGAGCCGUCUUCACCUUAAUCUAAAAACAGAAGGUUUUCCUUUUGCUAGAUCUCUGAAAAACCCGCAGUGGAGUAAGCGCUGGCAUUACCUACCUAGAUUCAGCAUAUGUAUUGGUUCGGUCGGUUAGCGUCGUGGGGCCGCUCUCUGGUUUUUGAAGUUUAUUGCAGCUGGCAAAGCCCCGCACUGAUGUUUUGAGUCCCAUCGUUCUCUGUGUGGAAAAUUCAGAAUCCUAAUAGUUCUGUGGAACACUUGUUCUGGUCUGCUCAUCUUGUAAUUUUCGUUUUGGAACUUGACUAUUGUAGGGUAGACAGACUCCUAUACAUACUGAAGAAAUGUGCCCUUCCAUCACCAUUCCAUUCCAUGGUUCAAUCAUACCAUUCGUUCUUUUCAUA
Triticum aestivum (bread wheat) is the source of this 1784-nucleotide messenger RNA. Its product is annotated as outer mitochondrial transmembrane helix translocase. Gene Ontology annotation, cellular component: mitochondrial outer membrane. The transcript is spliced from 5 exons. Bases 226 to 1410 code for a protein of 394 amino acids. Lineage: Eukaryota; Viridiplantae; Streptophyta; Magnoliopsida; Poales; Poaceae. Gene Ontology annotation, molecular function: ATP hydrolysis activity; ATP binding. The record is from RefSeq and is a predicted model, not a curated record.